AUGAAAAAGGCUCAAGAUCGUCAGAAAAGUUAUGCGGACAAGAGACGGAGACCUUUGAGAUUUGAUGCGGGUGAUCAUGUGUACUUGAAGGUGACUCCGAGACUUAGGUUGAAGGGACCAUUCAAGGUUCGUAAACUUAGUCCGAGGUAUGUGGGACCUUAUCAGAUCAUGAAACGGGUAGGUGAAGUGGCGUAUCAGUUGGCAUUACCUCCUUCACUAUCCGGGCUGCAUGAUGUCUUCCAUGUAUCUCAGCUACGGAAGUUCGUACCAGAUCCGUUUCAUCCUAUCCUUUCCGAUGCCGUGGAGAUAGAGCCCGACCUUCCUUUCCAACCUCAACCGGCUCGUAUCUUGGAGUACGCUAGCAAGUCAUUAAGGAAUAAGGAGAUACCGCUUGUGAAGGUGUUGUGGGAAGAAUCUCGCCCGGAGGAAGCCACUUGGGAGCUUGAAGCAGAGAUGCGAGAGUCAUAUCCACAUCUUUUCUGGUAA
This is a messenger RNA of Vicia villosa (hairy vetch), 486 nucleotides long. RefSeq lists its product as uncharacterized. The record is from RefSeq and is a predicted model, not a curated record. Lineage: Eukaryota; Viridiplantae; Streptophyta; Magnoliopsida; Fabales; Fabaceae. Bases 1 to 486 code for a protein of 161 amino acids. The transcript has a single exon.